UGUCAUGUGACAAAAAAAUGUCAACAUCACCGUGCACUGUGCAACGAAACCAACGAAUUUACCCCGGAAAAUUUGGGUUUUUUUCAUGUACAAAAAUGAACACGUUUUAAUACUGCUCUGUGGAAGUAAAACUGUAUGCUAGGUAUCCAUUUUGGGGCUGUCACUGCACAGGAUGGCUGCACCUCACAGUGGCCAGUCCUCCCUUGUACACAGCUUGGCCACACUGCUCCGAAAUGAUGGCGACUUGGUGCUGGGCGGCACCAGCACUCUGACCUUGCCUGCGGCCAGCUUGCAGCAGCUCACCAGACUGUUUGAACAGCACUUGCUGUCCAGGAGCCAGCAGCAUGGCUUCCUUGCGCUGCCCUCCCACCCUGCUGACACUGAUUCUCUGCUACAGCUGCAGUUCCUGUUUGACAUCCUGCAGAAGACCAUCUCCCUUAAGCUCAUCAACCCACCAGGGGCAAGACUUCAGUCUGUGGUGAAAAUCUUCCCGUUCAAGUCUUUAAAGUGUUUGGAGCUGAAGCGAGUGCCUCCACACUGUCUCGAGGGACUCCGCGGAGUUUACUCCCAGUUGGAGGUCUUUACAUGCUCAAAGAGCCUCAGCUCCCUGGAGGAGCUGCUUUCCCUGUGUGGAGGUGACCUGAGCUCUGCACUGCCUUGGCUUGAACUGCACACCCUCAACUUUAGCUACAACUCCAUUGUUUGCCUUGACCAGUCACUAAGUUUACUGAACAUCCUGAAGUCUUUAGAUUUAAGCCAUAACAAGAUUCAGGAGUGUGCUGAGUUUCUCAAGCCCUUGAGUGAACUGGCACACUUGAACCUGGGCUACAAUUGCCUGCAGAGGGCGCCAACGCUGGGCCUGAGUGCCAGAGCCAAACUCCUCACACUCAUCCUCAGGAACAACGAGCUGGAGACCAUUAACGGUGUGGAGCAGUUGUCCUCACUCCAGCACUUAGACCUGGCCUACAACCUCCUGUUGGAGCACUCCCAGCUGGCUCCUCUCUCCCUGCUGCACUGCCUCAACACACUUAGCCUGGAGGGCAACCCGCUGUACUUCCAGAAGACCCACCGCACCUGCACCGUCCGACAUCUCUCCCCAAAGGCUGCAAACCUCAGACUUAAACUUGAUGGUUCCCCACUGUCCUCAUAUGAAUUAUCAGUUCUGCCAAAACCAGGCCAGCUGAUCGCCCAGGUACAGACUGCACCUCCUGUUGCCAUGCCACCAGAACGGGGUAACCAGGAAGGGUCCAGUGGUGCAGGGGAGCUCAGUGACAGCAUGUCAGUUGAAGUGGGAGUCUCACGCAUUCGGAGGAGGAAGAGUAAGGUGAAAGUGCGGAGGGCCAGCAUAUCCGAGCCCAGUGAUACAGAUUACGAGCCCAGGCAACUUUCCUCCUCACAGAGCCUUGUCCUUCCGCACCAGCAGGAGAUUGAGCGCAUGUCCAGCUUUAGAGAUCAGCUGGGUGAGGACUGGCUGAGGUACCAGCACCAUCUCGAUGAAGCUCCCUCCUCUACUAUCACCACCACUGUCAACACUGACCAACCAGCUUCUCACCCUCAACCCCUCCCCAACGGCCUGAACACCACCACACAUCCGUCCAUUAGCUCUGGGCGUCAGUCAUCUCCACCGUCCCUGGAAGUCCCAGAGGUCUUCCCUGAACCGCUGCUCUCAUCUGAGCCCAGACUGGAGACGUCUGUGGAUGCAGAGUUGGAAACAGAGUCUACCCUGCAGUGGCCCGGUCAUAGCUCCACCUUGGAGGAGAACACAGUGGAUGGAGUAGUGGCGAGCCAGGGAGCGGUGAGCUUACCUGGACCGAGUCCGGAGUCACAAAGGUCGCUGAGAGGGCAGAGCAGAGACACUAAGGAGGAGGAAAUGGAGGACGAUCUGGGAGUGGACCUGUGUCACCCCCUACUUGUGGGAGUUUUAUCUGACCAAGAGGAAGAAGACGGUGAGGGCCAGGAGGAGAGGAGGAAGAGGAGGAGGGAGGUGUUCCUGUGCAUCAAACAGGACCUGUUGCUAGAGGUGGACACCCAGCGCGGUCGGGAAAGAUGCCGCCUGGAGCUCAGCAGCCUGGCUCGGGUGGAGGCCACAGAGGCUGCCUGGACCCGAGGGGAGACAGAAGAGAUGCUUCCAGCUGUGGAGCUUCAGUUCGCCUACAUCAGCAGGGAGAAACAGAGGAGACGCUACGUCCUGCUUGAUGAUGACCCACACCAGGCACUGCAGGCUCUGACUGACGUGCUGACUCCUGUGGCAGAGGAAAACCAGCAGCGUGACUUUGAGCUCCGCCCCAGCUGCGUUCGCCUGCAGUGCCUUCGCUGCAGGUCAGAGUUCACGCUUAAGGGAGAGGGCAGUGAAGAGGAGGCAGGAGGGAGAGGGAGGAGGAGAGGGGCUGCACUGCUACCAGAAGGUGUGGAGGAACAGAAUGAGGAGGAGCUGACGGAGGUCAAUGAUGACAGCAAAGGUAAUAUUUGUCCUGAAUGUGGUAGUGAUCAUGUGGUCCAGCUGGCUGGCCAAUCCACUCCCUACUGCAGUACGCCCAUCAAGCGCUCAUCAGGGCCGGAGAGUGAGGACGAUCAUCUUGAUAUAAACCAGAGCACUCCAAGUGCCAAUAAGGAUGAUUACACAGAUGGCAGUAUCAGCAGUAGUCCCAUCAUCGAAACUGCUGCUUCUACACAAGAUCCCACCUUCAUCACUGCCCAGGGAAGCUCCUUCUUCAUCGGGGAUGGUCAGGGUGAUGAUUCGUCCAACCUGUCCUACAACAUAGAGUGCCAAAGUAAAGAAGAUCUGGCUGGGAGCUACCGAUACACCCCGACUGGUGCUACGCCACCUGAAGUCACAGCCCAGCCUGCAGGAAGAUCCAUUCCGAAUGAUGAUUUGGACCUGCUGUCUGAGGACUACCAGGCGGUGGACCAUCGGCUACAGCUUUUCCUGGAUGUGGAAGUGUUUGAGGAGGAAGAGGAGCUUCACUCUUUCCUCAAGAUGUCAGCUGUCAAAUUUGGGGAGCCAGGCGAAGUUCCAUCGUUGUUGGUGGUGUCAAACAAGCAAAUCUAUAUCUUGGAAUUGACAUCAGAAACCCACAGAGGCCAGCUCUCCGAUUGGCUGCAGAAGAAGGACAGCCACCCAAUCAUGGAGCUCAGCUACCUGGAGGUGGGACUGGGCUCUCAGAGCAUCCACAUGGAGUUUGGUGACGGGGGAGUGGCCUACACUCUCCUCGUGAGGGACAGUUUACGCUGCAAACGCUUCUUUGGCCUCUUGACAGGAAUAGUGCGAGAGAUGGCCCACAAAUCAGACAGCAAGCUGAACUCCAUCUCCACCACAAGACUCACUGCUCAGCACCAUCUCUGGCCUCUGGUGUGUGACGACAUCCAGGCAGAUGUGGAGGACGGCCAGCUGCAGUUUUUCUACAUUCUGGCUUUUGUUCUGCAAGAGGACCUUUGGACUCCACUAACAGUCCUGGCAACCCGGGAAACCCUGUACCUGCUCAGAGAGGACCACCAGUGGAGGAAAACCUCAAUCGACCUGACAGUGAAUGAAAGCAAAGAACCGAGCAGUGGGAGCGUUACCAUUUUAGAAACGCUGCCAAUCAGCUGUGUGAGCUCAGUCCACCUUUGGCCUUCAGAUCAGUGCAGGAUGGAUAUUAAGCUUUACGAUGAGACGGUGAAACAGGAGAAGACGUGGUGUGUGCGCUCGGAGAGCACCGAGCUCCUACAGGGUCUGCUGGCCUGGGUCAGAGCACAGUGGGAGACCAUGUUCGGAGUGAAACUGCACACAACCCUGCAAGACAAAGCAGCAUGAUGGGGGAGGGCAUGAAAAAAGUUACAGACUGUGUGUGUGUUUUGUGAGCAUGAAUCUGUGUGUUGGUAUGGGGGAUUGUUUAGUGAGCGUGAGCAAGUUUUUCUUUAUUUUCUCUCUGCACAGUCUGCACUCAGUCUGGUCUUAUUACGCUCGUUGCUUUCAUCGUCUUUUCAGCCAAGAACUUGGAAAUGAUUGCACUCAUUCAUGUGGCACACGAGCCUGUAAAAGCGCUGGUUGCAUAAUUCUUUAUCCUCCAGAUACCAUCCUGCUUUGUCUACAGCUGAAAUGGAGUGUGCCUUGUUUUGUGUUUUUAACGGUUGCCAUGUUUUCAUGUUGAAAUGCACCUUAAUGCAUCUCGUUUUGUUCCUCAGUCACUGUAGCAUCGGGCUGAGACGGAGCAGAUUUGAGGUUUGGGAACUAAGAGGGCAUUAGUUUAGCGGUUUGCAAGAAGCUGAGCCUAAAGUAUGUCACACACACCCCACACCCCCCCCCCCCCCCCCCCCCAUUAAGCUGGACAGAGCCCUUUCUUGCCGUCUUAGGGUGCAGUGUGUUGUAACAUCACACGCUCAACACGAGGUUGGGGGUGCUUCUAAAAGGUCAUGGUUCAAGAUGGUGUCAUUGAGGGUAAAUGGAUACCAGAAGUGCAAAUGUGCAGAAAUUUGGUGAACUUCUCAGAGAUGAACAAUAGCAGAUCUUUCCUUUAAAACUAGGGAACAUAAUUUUUUUUAUUAAUUUGCAACCUUGGUGUAUUUUUGUUUACUUUCAGUUGUUUGUUGGGAGAAAACUUCUGCUAAGCUCUGUCAUCAUUCAGUAAGUGCAGUGGAUUUAUAUUACUGAGUAAAUCAACUAAAUCCUUAUGUUGAAGGGACAGUUCACCCCAAAAUCAGAAAUACGUAUUACCUGUAGUGCUGCUUAUCAAUCUAGAUUGUUUGCUGUGAGUUUCCGAGCAUUGGAGAUAUCAGCCGUAAAGAUGUCUGUCUUCUCUCCAGUAUAAUGGAACUAGAUAGCACUCAGCUUGUGGUACUAAAAACACCAAAAAAUACAUUUAAAAAAACUCAACAGCGACGUCUCUUUCCAGAAAUCAUGACCCAGUUACUCAAGGUAAUCCACAGACCUUGUUGUGAGCAGUUUCAUGUAGGAACUAUUUUCUUUUUACUAAAUUACACCCACCAAGUGUAUCACUGUGCAGAAGGAAGCGUGCAUCUACUGCUAGCUAACUUAGCACCACCAUGCUAGCAAACAUCACAGCUCAGCCGAGGAGGACACCAUUAAUGUUUAUAUCUCACAUUGUGACAAGCACAAGCCUCUCGUCCAUGAGUAGGUGCACAUUUCCUUCUGCAAGGUGAAACAGGUGGCAGGAGUAGUUUGCUAGAAAUAGUUCCUUCAUGAAACUGCUCACAACAAGGUCUGUGGAUUAUCUUGAGUAACUGGGUCAUGAUUUCUAUAAAGAGACAUUUGGAGGCCGCAAGUCACUGCCCAAGCGCCGGAUUUCGAUGACUUCGGAGUGAGACUGGAUUGGAGGGCCUGGAGUUGGAGAGGUCAAGCAAACUCAGAACUUUCACCUGGGAGCCCAUUUCCCAUGUGACACCUAAAGUCAGUCAAGUUAUUUUCAUAACAACAUAGUGUGCUAGUAUGUGUAGUAUACUACGCUAGUUACGUAUGUCACGUGACGUUACAUUACAUUGGUAACACGUAGUUACAAACCAUGAUGCUUUUUUCGAAGUUUAUCUAGACUGAUAAACAGCACACCAGGUGAGAAAAAAAUGAUCUAUUUUUGAUUUAGGGAACUGUCCCUUUAAUUCAGCUCAUCUAUCACUUUAAAUGCUGUGUGCAUUACGUAUGUAGCUGCUGCAAUGUGAUUGUGUACACAUUGUCAUCAUGCACAGAUGCAGUAAAGAUCAAAUGGAGCUCAGCACUGUUAAUUUAGUGUAACCACUCUAACGUAACUUAUUUCUUUGUUGCCAUUUUUUCAUGAUGGAUUAAUGCAACAAAAGUCUUUUAUUUUUAUAUAAAUAUGGAAAAAAGAUCUCAUGUAUGAUGUGAAUAAUUGAAUAUAAAAGUAAUGUGUUCUUUUGUG
Molecule: messenger RNA, 5870 nt
Organism: Epinephelus fuscoguttatus (brown-marbled grouper)
Lineage: Eukaryota; Metazoa; Chordata; Actinopteri; Perciformes; Serranidae
Product: serine/threonine kinase 11 interacting protein
Exons: 26
Coding region: 173-3793 (1206 amino acids)
Biological process (GO): intracellular protein localization
Cellular component (GO): cytoplasm
Molecular function (GO): protein binding
Source: RefSeq, a predicted model, not a curated record